AUGUAUAUCAUAUUUACAAAUGCUGGGCAAGCAAUCGUAGGCCAAAUAUUCCGUCAGAGUGAUGCCCCAAAAUAUCUUCAGGGAAUGAUUGCUGUAUUGUCUUUAGAAUCAGUCGCUGCUUUCCUCGCGCUUAUUGGUAUUUUGGUCUUUUGGUACUCUAACGAGAAAGGAUUAGGCGAGACAGGUCUUCCGGAUUUGAGUGCCGAGAUUAUGUUGCCCGAAGAGCGCGGGACUGAGUCGAAAACGCCCAAGAGCACGGCUGGAACGGUAAUUAUUCAUGCACCAUUUAGAUAUGCACUUUAA
Pestalotiopsis fici W106-1 is the source of this 303-nucleotide messenger RNA. RefSeq lists its product as uncharacterized. The transcript has 2 exons. Bases 1 to 303 code for a protein of 100 amino acids. NCBI's taxonomy places the organism in Eukaryota, Fungi, Ascomycota, Sordariomycetes, Amphisphaeriales, Sporocadaceae. The record is from RefSeq and is a predicted model, not a curated record.